Messenger RNA from Dicrocoelium dendriticum, 1146 nucleotides. Lineage: Eukaryota; Metazoa; Platyhelminthes; Trematoda; Plagiorchiida; Dicrocoeliidae. The record is from the annotation of a GenBank genome assembly.
AUGAUAUCUGGGGUUGUAAUCCUGUGUUAUCUGAUAACAGUUCCGACCAGUCUUACCAAGUCUUUUGUAAAUCAAGCGGGCUACAGCACCAUAACCACAGAAAACUCUGGACCAGUCAGCGUUGUUUUUCACAAUGGACUUCCAAACCUUUACGUUCCUUUACCGUCACGCAAAGAAACUUGCGUCUUCAUCCUAAAGCCCUUACAACACACCCUGGGUGAUUUGGCCAGUUUCAUCAAAUCAGAAGAUCAUGGAGUGGAUCACGUCGCAUUCCUGAAUAAGGACGGAGUGCGAAUUGCCAAAUCCAACAGCGUUGCCGACUUGCUUUCAUCUGAAUUUCAAUUGGUUAUAAACAACGAAAAGUACUCCGUUUGCCCCCCUUCUCGUGAAAACAGCAGCUGCACGGCAGCUGCAGACGAGUUGGCGGAUGUGAAGAGACUGGUAACACAUUUGGCCAGCACUCUGCAUGCAGACGAGUUUCAUCUCCAGCAACAGCGUAACCUGGAACGGCGAAUAGAGGACGUUUGUUCGCAGUUGGAGCCCUUUGAGCAACAAAAAGCCCAAAUCUCGGAAGACUGCGCUAAACGAACCCGUCGUCUCACUUGGUUGGGAUUGGGCGCGAUGGGUCUGCAGUUCGGUUUGCUGGCUCGACUCACUUGGUGGGAGUAUUCUUGGGAUAUUAUGGAACCGGUAACUUACUUCGUCGGCUAUGGGACAAGUAUGGCGAUCUAUGCGUACUACGUGGUCACACGUCAGAAUUAUGAAUUCCCGCAAGUAUUCGACCGCGAAUAUUUGAAGCGAUUCUAUAAGUUGGCCGAUAGACAUUCAUUUGAUGUACAUCGGUACAACGAACUCCGUGAACAGUUGGCCGACUUGAAAUCAGAACUUCGAAGAUUGCGCGAUCCUUUGCUGUGCAAUUUACCGCUGCAACAAGUCGGUUACCUAAUUCCGGAGCAUGUGGAAGACAGUGUCGCUCGUGGACCGGUGUCGUUCGUUUCUGGCACAGACAAUGCCCAACAGUUUCUAACCAUGGUAACCGCAUUUUUUCACCAAGGGGACAGCUGUAAAGACAAUGGGGUCUUCGAUGCUCCUGUGCUCUCGCCCCCUCCAGUGGCUAGGCUGUAUUUCGAAACAGGCCGACGUUAG